Molecule: messenger RNA, 1584 nt
Organism: Spodoptera littoralis (African cotton leafworm)
Lineage: Eukaryota; Metazoa; Arthropoda; Insecta; Lepidoptera; Noctuidae
Source: the annotation of a GenBank genome assembly
AUGGCGGCGGCCGAGAUUCAGAUAGUGAAUCCUUCAAAUUUAUCAAAAAUUGAAAGUUUUCUCAAUGAUCCGAGUUAUAAAGAGAUUAUUGAGAACUCUUCAACCUUCAAUUCGCGACUAUGUGCGGAAAGGAGGAUGCGUAUGCCAUUUAUCGACACACAGACUGGUGUCGCACAGAGCCACUGCAAUUUGUUCAUGACAAGAAGACAACGCAUGCCUGGCCAGAAAGAAGGACAAGUGUACACAUACCCCGCACAGAGAUGGCGCAAAGCCCGCCGCCAAUAUCUAACAAUGUCAUCUACGCGGUGGGGAUGGACGGGAGCCGCAGAUAAUCUUGACAAUACUGGAGAAGGAGAGAACAGUUCCGGAGUGCCAGGCGAUGCACUAGCUGGUGAGGACAGCAGAGACGGAUCACAGACUGCUGCUAAGGACGAUCCUAAGGAAUGGUUCUACGAUGAACUAGCAAUGGAAGAAAUGGAAACCGGUGAGGAACCGGAAGCGGAAUCGGAUGAGGACUACUAUGAUGACACAUACGCGAACAGGCGCAAGAGACGUGGUGGGGCUACACCGACGGGUCCUGGUUCCCGGGGUGGACGCACGAGGAAGUCACAACCUGAUGAUACACCCGCCAAACGGGGGAGAGCUGGUCGCGGGCGAGGCAAGCGCGCACAAGGUACUCUUCCCUACGAGGUGCCCGGCGACAGUGAAAAACCCUACGGCUGUGAACUUUGCGGGGCCAAAUACAAGACGCGGCCUGGUUUGACGUACCACUUCACUCACACGCACAAGGAGCCGGCGGGAGGGUCAGGCGGGGCUGGUGCCAGUGACGGGGACUCUAGAGACUCCAGGCCUGGGGCCCAUACUCCCCCUGCCCACCAAGUGCCCCCCCUCCAACCCGCGACAGAGUACCAAGACAGCUACGUCACCUUCCUCAAUAACCCUGCUGUGGGCACUGCAGCCAGCCAGCAGGAGACGCCUGCUCGGCGCCCGACCCCACCACCAGAGGCGGGUGUCCCAACGCCACCAGUACGCCGUGCGUCUCCUCCGCCUCGACCAGCGUCAGCAGACACUUCAAGUUCGGACUCGGCACAUGUUCCACUGUCUGCGGCCCUGCAUAGUGCUACACCAGCAUCAGCACCUUCGGCAUCUGCUGCAUCAGAGGCUAAGGAGCCUGGAGAGGGUAAAAAGGAUGUGACACCAUCACCAUACUGCGACUUCUGUCUCGGCGAUGAUAAUGAAAACAAGAAGACGGGCACUCCAGAAAAGUUAGUCAGCUGCGCCGACUGCGGCAGAUCAGGUAAGAGGCGCGGCCGACCUCCGCGCAACGGUCUCCCAAAACCUUCGUGCUAUCAUCUUGAAAACCGCGUCUGUGAACGUCAUCGGUACCUUCGAGACAGUAUCAAGCUCAAUGGCGUAGUAGAAAUACAUAGUUCCAUGUCCUACUCAGCGGAUGAUUUUGACAACUUCGCUACCCAAACUAAACUUCUCCAUGACGACUACGGUCAGUACCCUGUCUCUCCCCCUUCCCGUCAAAGCCCAACCUACGAAUGUGAUCUCUACGUCACCGGUUCGAAUAAUAUCUAA